Molecule: messenger RNA, 4098 nt
Organism: Xyrauchen texanus (razorback sucker)
Lineage: Eukaryota; Metazoa; Chordata; Actinopteri; Cypriniformes; Catostomidae
Product: mitogen-activated protein kinase kinase kinase kinase 3-like
Exons: 34
Coding region: 144-2855 (903 amino acids)
Biological process (GO): protein phosphorylation
Molecular function (GO): MAP kinase kinase kinase kinase activity; ATP binding
Source: RefSeq, a predicted model, not a curated record
GCCAUGUUAAAGUUACAGUCAAGUACGGAGCCUGAGAUUGUCUUCUGACGCCGUAUGUCUAUUUUUCCCCGCUUUUCUCCUUUCGUCCGUGUCAGGGGCCCCUGGUAAAACACUAUUGAUAGACAGAAACCGGAGUGUCCACGAUGAACUCCAGUUUCGAUCUGUCCAGACGAAAUCCGCAAGAUGAUUUUGAGCUUAUCCAGAGGAUAGGCAGCGGGACCUACGGGGAUGUCUACAAGGCCCGUAAUGUCACUACAGGAGAACUGGCUGCCAUCAAGGUCAUCAAACUGGAACCAGGCGAGGACUUCGCAGUGGUUCAGCAGGAAAUAAUCAUGAUGAAAGACUGCAAGCACUCUAACAUUGUGGCGUAUUUCGGUAGUUACUUAAGGAGGGAUAAAUUAUGGAUAUGUAUGGAAUACUGUGGGGGAGGUUCACUGCAAGACAUUUAUCACGUUACUGGUCCACUAACAGAAUCGCAAAUAGCAUAUGUAACAAGAGAAACCCUUCAGGGUUUAUAUUACCUGCACAACAAAGGAAAGAUGCAUCGAGACAUAAAGGGGGCCAAUAUUUUAUUGACGGACAACGGUUAUGUCAAGCUAGCUGAUUUUGGUGUAUCGGCACAGAUCACGGCCACACUAGCUAAAAGGAAAUCUUUCAUUGGGACUCCUUAUUGGAUGGCCCCAGAGGUGGCGGCCGUGGAGAGGAAAGGAGGCUACAAUCACCUGUGUGACAUCUGGGCUGUUGGCAUCACUGCCAUUGAACUAGCCGAACUACAGCCUCCCAUGUUUGACCUUCAUCCGAUGAGAGCUCUGUUUUUGAUGACGAAAAGCAACUUUCAACCCCCCAAAUUAAAAGACAAAGUUAAAUGGACUAAUAAUUGCCACAAUUUUGUGAAAUUGGCAUUGACGAAAAAUCCAAAGAAAAGGCCUCCAGCUGACAAGUUAUUGCAGCAUCCCUUUGUGUCCCAACCGUUGAGUCGUACAUUGGCGAUAGAGCUCCUUGAUAAGGCCAACAACCCCGACCACUCGUCCUACACAGACCUUGAUGAUGAUGAUCCAGAUCCUGAGCCUCCAGUGUCUGUUCCACAUCGGAUUCGUUCAGCGAGCCGUAACAGCCGGGAAGGAAAGACUCUGUCAGAGAUUAACUUCGGUCUGGUGAAGUUUGAUCCUCCUUUAACAACAGAGACGAAACCUCAUCAUGAGCCGCCCGACACUGACGAUUUUUUGGACUGUGCCGAAGAAAUAUACUACACUGCAAGAUCUAAUCUGGAGCUUCAGAUGGAUUAUGGACCGGAAUCACCUAAAGGCUCCAUCCUGGGAGGAAAUAAGAGUCUCUUGAAAUCUGUUGAAGAAGAGUUACACCAGAGGGGGCAUGAGGCUCAUUUGGAGGAUGAUGAUGAGGGUGAAGAUGAUGAUCAUGGUCAUGAUGAUGAAAUGCAACACACGAAAAAUUCCACCAUGAGGCCUAAGUUCCCUCCACCACUUCCUCCCAAGCCAAAGUCCAGCCCCGGACCAUAUCGAUGCCCGACUGGUGAUCCUGACACCAACCAGGGCACUAUAAAGCAUUGCUCAAGGACGGAGAGCCCGGCUCGAUCUUCCACCAACGUACCUCCCCGACCUCCACCUCCUCGACUUUCUACAAACAAGCUCAGCAGUUUAGGCAAUGGAGUUAGCCCAUCUGAACACUCACCAUCAGAAGAGAGAGAGUGCACAAUGCCACCUGCUGUUCCCACUGCAAAGGACAAGAAAGAUUUUCCGAAACCCAUCAGUAAUGGUCUCCCUCCAACUCCAAAGGUUCAUAUGGGAGCAUGCUUCUCGAAAGUCUUCAAUGGCUGCCCAUUAAAAAUACAUUGUGCUACCUCAUGGAUCAACCCAGACACAAGAGACCAAUAUCUGAUAUUUGGAGCAGAGGAAGGUAUUUACACAUUAAAUCUGAAUGAGCUCCACGAGACGUCCAUGGAGCAGCUUUUCCCUCGGAGAUGUACUUGGCUGUAUGUCAUGAGCAACAGCCUGCUAACAAUAUCCGGAAAAGCAUCUCAUCUGUAUUCUCACAGUCUUUCGGGCUUGUUUGAUCACGCUCGACACAUGCAGAAGCUCCCUGUCGCCAUAGCGACGCAUAAAUUCCCUGACAAGAUAAUCCCCAGGAAAUUCACUGUGUCCAAUAAGAUCCCUGAAACAAAAGGGUGUCAAAAGUGCUGUGUAGUGAGGAAUCCGUACACUGGUCACAAGUAUCUGUGCGGUGCCUUUCAGUCCAGUGUUAUCCUGUUUGAGUGGGUAGAGUCCAUGCAGAAAUUCAUGUUGGUCAAGAGCAUAGACUUCCCUCUGCCGUGUCCGCUGGAAGUGUUUGAGAUGCUAGUGGUUCCAGAGCAUCAAUAUCCGCUCAUCUGUAUAGCUGCGAGUGAAGGCACAGAGCUCAACCAGGUGGUGCGCUUUGAGACGCUCAACCCAAACUCUACCUCCAACUGGUUCACUGAUUCUGAUACCCCACAGAGUUGCGUGAUCCAUGUGACCCAGCUGGAGAGAGAUACAAUUUUAGUCUGCCUAGACCGAUGCAUAAAGAUUGUGAAUUUGCAAGGACGCUUGAAAUCCAGUCGAAAGCUGUCGGCAGAACUCACUUUUAAUUUCCAGAUUGAAGCAAUAGUUUGUCUACAAGACAGUGUUUUGGCCUUCUGGAGGCAUGGCAUGCAAGGACGCAGCUUCAAGUCCAAUGAGAUUACACAAGAGAUUUCUGACAACUCCAGAAUAUUCCGGCUGCUGGGUUCAGACAGAGUCGUGGUUUUGGAGAGUCGGCCAACAGACAAUCCUACAGCACACAGCAAUCUGUACAUCCUCGCAGGACACGAAAACAGCUACUGAAUGUGAUGCAUCUUGGGUAAAAACAUGGCAUGCCGGAAUGCAUUGUUUGAAAAGGCCCGACAACAACUGACCACCCGUCUGAAGAGCCACAAAUUGGCUGUUGUUGGACCACGGAGAGCGCGGUGCAAGACUUGAAUGGCUAUUAAGAUUUCAGAGUAUAAUGUUCAUAACUGGGACAACAGACGGGCAGUAAGCGCACAAUAUACUACAGUAUGCACUUUCACCCCUUGCUCUUUUAGAGGCCUCACUUUAGUUUGGCUUCUGGCAGUCAUUUUAAUGGUUUGAAUUUAUUUUUACAUGAAACGCAUACAUACACAGUCAUCGCUCAAAGAGUUUUGUUGUUUGUUUUUAGCCAGUACACUCACAGACGCUAACCAAUCAAGUGCUUGAAGACGCGUAUUUAAUUCAUGUACAUACAGACACAUAGUAUUGUUAAGUUGUACUCUUUGUAUUGGUUGUGCAGGUGUCAUAUUGUAUGUUGUACAGGUUCGUGGCAGCGUAGGCUGCUGUAAAGGACUGUGAGAUAAACAAUGAGAGAAUGGGUACUACUUCAAAUGACCUCUAGAGACAGAUAUUUUUGUUGUUGUUGUUGUUGUUAUAUGCAAUGGUUUAGGAAUAAUAAAGCUAAAGUGCCCAUCUUUCCAAGACUUGCCUUUUUAACAUUUGUUAUUUUUAGUUGAUUUGUUUGGUUAAUUUUUUUUAUAUACAAUUUGUAUUGAGCGUAAUUGUUUUUAACACUUCAAAUUUGCACAAUGUUAUUAAAAUAUGGAUGUGUAUAUGUAAGUGUAUAUUGAAAACCAUGCAGAUAGUGACAUUUAUAAAUAUAUAUACUCAUGCAAUUUCUGUAAAUCUGUGUACAAGUAUAACUCUAAGAAGCAAUAAAUCAUUAAGAUGUUUUUAAUCAUUCGGACUGAACGGGAGUUCACAAGCUUGUUGUGAGAAUGAGAUCGCUGUCUGUCUGUCUGUCUGUACGUCAUUUGAGUGCUGUAGACACGAUUUACAAGACGAUGUUGGAAUAUUGAUCAUUGCUGCAAGCCUUCAAUAACAUAGACGGGCAUUUCAUCACUGUUUGAGAGUAAAGGAAAUUCCAUCGUUAGAAAACAAAACCAUAUUCCGUGAGUUUCUUUUAUUGUUGUUGUUGUUGUUUAUCAGUGAUUGACAAGAUAAUACAAUUACAGAAUUCAUUUUCUUUUCUGUUUGUGUCCAUGUAUAUAUAUUGUAAAAUAAAAUCACUUGGUUUUAC